CAGUGACUACUGAGGAAAGGGUUUCAAAUUUACUGCAAAUUAUGAGGUGGGGAGUUUUUAUAAUUAAUAAUAACUAUUAUAUAAUUAGCCCGGUAGCACAGGACAGCAUUCCCGAGGCCAUGGAACAGUAAUUUGGGUGGUUAUCUGAAAGAAAUACACACAGCCUAGAAUGACUACAGAUAUAAUGGCAGAGAACAAUUCCCAAAACACCUAUCCUAUAAUCAGCACUACUGCAGAUGAACAAAAACUGGAUAAUCUAACCAACUGCUUCAAUAUCACUUUGAAUGACGGCACUCUCCGGGUCCCGCUAGCUGUCUUCUACUCACUCUUCUUCCUGUUUGGAUUAUUUGGCAACCUGCUAGCCCUGUGGGUGUUCCUGCGACUACACUCCAAGAAGAAUUCAGUGCGCAUCUUCCUCAUUAACCUGGCUUUGGCGGAUUUGGUCCUCAUGAUCUGCCUGCCCUUCCGUGUAGUCUACCAUGUCAAUAAUGAUAGCUGGAGCUUGCAUCCUGUGUUCUGCAGGGUAGUAGGCAAUGUUUUCUACAUGAACAUGUAUGUAAGCAUUUUUCUGCUGGGGGUUAUUAGCAUAGAUCGAUAUGUGAAGCUGCAGAGGGUCUCGAGCAAGCAGAGGUUCCUCAGCAGGAAGCAGAGUAUUAUCACAUGUUGCCUCCUCUGGGUAACGGCUGCUGUCUUCAUAAUACCUCUAAUUGCCUUUGGUGGAGAUCGUACACCAUCCACAAUGUGUUUCCAGUACAAAAACUUGAGAAAUGCCAAAUGGAAGGGUUACUUAAACAUUGGUGUUGUAGUUAUUUUCUGGGUGGUCUAUGCCACUCUAGUAACCUCUUAUGGGAAGAUAGCAAUGGGGCUGCUUCAGAUCUCUAAGGAGAAGCCAGACUUUCCAAAUGCGGCCAAUUACAGCAGGACAGCUCGGAACUCCUUCUUUGUCCUCUUUCUCUUCACCUUGUGCUUUGUUCCCUAUCACUUGGUGAGGAUCUUCUAUAUCUACUCACAGAUUACAGAUGUUUCGUGUCGGUGGGUUCAGUUAUUGGAUAAGAUGAAUGAGUUAUCUCUGCUGUUGUCUGCGUUUAACAGCUGUCUGGAUCCAGUCAUGUACUUUGUGCUAUGUGGCUCAGUGCGCAGGACGGUCCUGCAGGCACUGCAAAUAAACUGCUGCCCGAAGAUGUCUGGCUACAGCAGCUCCAGCUACGAGAAGGGAAGAAGCCAAAGGGAGCAGGGUACACAAAGCGAUACCAGCACGGUGUAAAGAGAGACAUGUCAUUCAUAUCAAUCAUCCAAAUACAUGACUGUAAAUACAGACAAUAGCUAUUCCACUCUGGUUCACUUAUUAACUCUGACGUAGCUUGGAAAUCUGUUAUUGUUAUCUUAAAUGAUCAUCAUCUUUCAAUGUACAUGAACAAUUGCUAAAUAUUAGAUACUAAUGUCAACAUCUAUACAAAGAAUUGCAGUAUUUCCAUUUUGUUCAUUGUUUUUGUGGUUCUUCCCUGUUAUUCAAACCAGUUUUUCCUUCUGACUCAAAGCUGAAAACAGCCAACCAAACUAACUUAACUAUUUUGAGUGGAAACAUAUAACUUUGUAGAAAACUACUGAGUGAAAUAAUGCAUUAAACUUUAAGUAUAUUUGAAGACCUACAUCAACACUGCUGAUGCAUAAGCAAUGCUACCAUGCAUUAUGACCAAAAAUAGCAGCUGAAACCAGACAAUAAAUAAAAGCUGCAUAUAGGGCACCAUCUACUGUCAAAAUAAUUAAACUAUGGACAAACAGUUCCAUAAUAGAGUUUAGUGUUAUACAAGCAAAAUCCAGGUCAGAGUGCAUGCAGAGUUAAAUGGCAACUUAUCAAGUGCUAAGA
Messenger RNA from Hemibagrus wyckioides, 1867 nucleotides. RefSeq names its product G protein-coupled receptor 34b (gene gpr34b). Gene Ontology annotation, cellular component: membrane. The record is from RefSeq and is a predicted model, not a curated record. Gene Ontology annotation, molecular function: G protein-coupled purinergic nucleotide receptor activity. The transcript is spliced from 2 exons. Gene Ontology annotation, biological process: G protein-coupled receptor signaling pathway. Lineage: Eukaryota; Metazoa; Chordata; Actinopteri; Siluriformes; Bagridae. The coding region runs from base 170 to 1264 and encodes 364 amino acids.